AAGUCCAGAGGGUGGCAGUAACGGGCACAAGCUGCCAUUAAACCUCAAAGAAGAAGAAGACAAAUCGCAGGGCGGGUUCAGUUGGAGCCGUUGUUGAUGUUUCAGAGAGGAACAUCCUGCUGUGUAAACGAUGGAUCAGUGGGAUUUGUGUCCGUUCUCAGUGACUCCAGCUGCCAGCCUGCUGUCCAGAUGUGUCUCUAGAGGAAUUUUGUCUCAGGAGGAAAUAGACUCCGCCUCCUCCAGGCUGAGCCCCGCCUUCUCCUCUCACCUGCACGAGGCUGAGCAACGAAUCAAAAUGCAGAGAGAGCUGGAUCAGCUGCAGCUGGAGGUGGAGCUGCUGCAGAUGGAGAAGCAGAGUGCCGACGUCACGCACAGUUUCUACCUCACUCAGAGGUUCCAGAUGUUACAGAUGUUCUGCAGUCACCUACAGGAGCUCCUGAAGGAUCAGAACAGUCUGAGGCAGAGACUGAUGAAACCACUGGGUCGCACCAACCUGCCUGUUCAGGCUCACCUGCACAGGUUCGUGGUGGACGUGGUGAAGAUGCUGCUGGACUUCAUCGAGACUCUGGAGGAGAACCUGAACUCAGUCCGCUGCAGUCCCGCCGCCAGAGACCACCUGACUCAGCUGAACACCUCUCUCACACAGUUACUGGCUCACGUGGCGGAUGUGGAGAGUUUGUCCAGUCAGGUCCUCCAGAGGAAGGAAGUCCACAGCAGCAAGCAGAGUGACACCUCUGCAUGAUGACCCCUCCACACCUCCUCCACACCUCCUCCUGCUCCUGCUGGACGGACAGGAAUCAGUCUCUUUGGACAAACACAGAAUCUCUACAUGGACACUGUGUAUUAGUUAUUAUCAUUAUUAUUAUUGUGUCAGAUAUUACAGACAUGAUAGACUUGAUUAUUGUUUUUGUAAUAAAAUCUGAUUUUGGUAGAAA
Messenger RNA from Epinephelus lanceolatus (giant grouper), 935 nucleotides. It is a transcript of the gene haus2, whose product is annotated as HAUS augmin like complex subunit 2. Gene Ontology annotation, biological process: spindle assembly; centrosome cycle; microtubule nucleation. Gene Ontology annotation, cellular component: HAUS complex; mitotic spindle microtubule; centrosome. NCBI's taxonomy places the organism in Eukaryota, Metazoa, Chordata, Actinopteri, Perciformes, Serranidae. The record is from RefSeq and is a predicted model, not a curated record.